AUGGCCCAGGUGAAGCAGCUCACGCUUUUAAGCGAGACCGAGUUCGACUCCAAGGCACCCAAUGGCUUUCCGGCGAGCUGCCCAAAGCUAGACCUAGCGACGGUAUGGGACACGGGCGGCAGGAAUCUCCUGAUAUAUCGACCUCCCAAUCAAGUCAUCUCCAAGAUACACCACGUUGGUGCUCCGGGAAAGCCGGCGCCCGAGGCUGUGGCCGUGACAUGGAAGCCAGAUGGUUCGUGGCACCCAUUCGGGACCCCAAAACCCAACCCUCCCGUCACAAGUUGCAGCCGCUCACAGCAGCUUUGCACAGGACAGUUCUUGGCCGUGGGCUGGAGUGAUGGCGUUGUGCGGCUCAUGGGGCUCGAGAAUAACAAGGCUGCCCAUCAUAUUCCUGUGUGCGAUCCGUCGAACACGCGUAUUACGUACAUCGGCUGGACGAGCAGCAGUAUAGCCGACAAGGCCGUCAAAUCCAUUUCCAGGCAACCGGGAGGCGAUCUUUUCGACGCAUGGAGUUGCUCUUCCAGAGAUAUGCCAAUGGAUCUGCCGCAAGAGCUUGCUUUCUUGGAGGUUGAGACAGCGCUUCCAAAGAUCAGCGCUUUGCCAACUGCGAGCGCUGGUACAGACGAAGAUGCCGUCGUAUUUACGCUGCGGACUGGUAUCGAGUUUCUGUUUCCACCCCCAAAGAGAAACGAAUAUGACGAUGUCAACGUUAUGGUAACCGGGACCAGCGACGGCAGGCUUCUGCUAAACAUCUUCGACACCUUCGGCGUAGGAAUAUUUCAAUGUCCAUCUGCGAACCCCCCCGCAAUUGCUCAGCUGAUCUGCCACGCAUCCCAUCCCCAAGUAUCGACUCAGGCUCUCGUCCUAGCCGAUAAAAUUUCGCAACCCCUUGAGUUGCACCUGGUCCCGAUGGAUUUGCCGUUCAUCUACUCCUCACCAAUAAAUCUGUCUCUACUUUUCUCCAAGCUUACUACACUUCAGACAAUGCUGAGAUACUUAAGGCAGACCCAGAUGCAUAUGAUAGUCGAGUGGAAAAAUGCGAGAGAGCUACCGAGUCGUUUCCUGCGAAGCGUGCACGAAAGCCUAGAGAACGCUCCAAAGGGUCCUCGGGGUAUAGUUCCCGCACUGUAUCACACUGUUGUUACUGGCCAUGCCCACCAGUCUGUCCGAGAGUGGCUUCUCGACAGCCUCGCAGAGCGUGGACACAAACGAUGGGACAAGGCGGUGGUAUCCAGCCUUGAGAACCUGCGGGAUCUUGUUCACGAAAAUUUUCUCCCUAGUCUCGAGCGGUUUGCCAUUAUCCUGAGCCGACUCCGUGGUCUUGCCCAGUUUCACAACAGUCGGAGCGACAUCGGCUUCUCCGUUGCGCAAAUAACCAGAGUCUUGGAUAUUAUCAGCUGUCUAACCCUCGUUGGCCACAAGAUUCUCACCUAUGUUAUGGACGAGCUCGAAAGCUUUACCGCCUUUUCCACAUGGCUCCGCCUCCAGAUUGACCGGCUUGCUAGCAGUUCCGGCGGAGAACUCAAUGAGAAGGAGGCAACGAUAGACUGCACAAAGGUUAUCGCCUACAUUGAGCGAUACCUUACUGGAAGCCCCCUGGAUGUCUUCUUCGACGAAGUUUCCGAGAAUGAUUACGCCGAGGGUUGGAAGCACUGUGACGACGGGUUCGAUUUGCUGGAUAUGCUUAACGAGCAAUUAAACAAGUGCGAGGAAGGCCAGCCGAGCAUGCGAGCUCUGUAUCAUGUCAAAUUUUUGGUGGACUGCGUGACAAAAUGGUCGAAUCGGAUUUUCCAAGACAUUGCCAACGCAAAGAAGAGGAGUGUGCGAUUUGGGAAACCCAUUCGGCUAUCUGUCGGACAUGCGGUGAGCAUGAUGGAUGUCAGGAUGUGCCAGACUGAAAAUGGAGGAAUGAUAUAUGCUGCUCUCACAUCGAAGGAAGCCGACAGCAAAGUGUUUCUGUUCCUCAGCGACCUCGACGUCAUCAAUGGCAUCAGUACCAAUCACCCCGUCAGAUGGAGCGGAAUAGACCUUGCUGGUCGAAAACUCAUCGAUCUCAAGUUUCUCAACGAUACAACCCUGGUCCUUGUCUGCAACGAACCAGAUGACACGCCCGUUGUUCUUGCAGUACCCAUCCGGGCCGACGACGUACCCUAUGAACUUUAUGACGGCCACAUCAACGCAGCGGUGAGCAGCGUUUCAACCCAGGGUCUCACAGAGUACCGCCUUCCCGGGGGUCACAGCAUAAAGCCGGUGAGGAUGGAGGUGCAUGAUAUGGGUGACGUCAAGGGCACGGCCACAGCGAAGCUCUGUCUCCUAGGGAGCAAUCGCACUACAUGGUACACCCUGCUGAUGCCUUUGUUAUGA
Messenger RNA from Drechmeria coniospora, 2364 nucleotides. RefSeq lists its product as uncharacterized. The record is from RefSeq and is a predicted model, not a curated record. Lineage: Eukaryota; Fungi; Ascomycota; Sordariomycetes; Hypocreales; Ophiocordycipitaceae. Gene Ontology annotation, cellular component: anaphase-promoting complex; nuclear periphery. Gene Ontology annotation, biological process: anaphase-promoting complex-dependent catabolic process; protein K11-linked ubiquitination; positive regulation of mitotic metaphase/anaphase transition. The transcript is spliced from 6 exons. Bases 1 to 2364 code for a protein of 787 amino acids. Gene Ontology annotation, molecular function: protein binding.